Messenger RNA from Frankliniella occidentalis (western flower thrips), 6258 nucleotides. It is a transcript of the gene cv-c, whose product is annotated as rho GTPase-activating protein 7. Gene Ontology annotation, molecular function: GTPase activator activity; lipid binding. NCBI's taxonomy places the organism in Eukaryota, Metazoa, Arthropoda, Insecta, Thysanoptera, Thripidae. Bases 1251 to 4781 code for a protein of 1176 amino acids. The transcript is spliced from 15 exons. Gene Ontology annotation, biological process: actin cytoskeleton organization; regulation of Rho protein signal transduction; signal transduction. The record is from RefSeq and is a predicted model, not a curated record.
UCACCUCGGGCGGCAUCACCACCAGCCAGCAGCAAGUGUCACGCAAGGGGUGGCGAGAAACGGCAGCGUUGGCAGCGGCCGGUGUAUGGAGACUCUCCGAUACGCGGGACAAUGUGGUCCGGGCCCGGCCGGCGGCAGUGACAGCAACAUACAUGUCUAAUACACAUGCACAAUUGCUGCCUGCCUACCUCCCAAACAGUGGCACGUCACGGUCCAUCACUAUUCCUCAUACAGUAAGAGCUUGUGAAUGAGCAGUUGAUUUAAACUGGAUCAUUACCAGACAUUUUUUCGGCUCUGGAAGCUUCUAAAGCUCAAUUUCAUUUCAAUUAUUUGUGACAUUUUAAUUUUGCUCGACUUGUGAGGAUUCUCAAAUUGGUUUUUGCGAUAUGGAUGAGGGUGGUGGGCGGCGUGUGCCAUGUCGAGCUGCCGAGUCAACCUCGCGGUAAUUUUAACGACGAGUCUCCCGUGCGUAAUUGGUGGAGCUAGCUCGUUGCUCGUCUGUGAUGUUCACAGUUCCUCCUUCUCCCCAACCCCUCUAAUUAGAUUAUCUGUCGGGGUCCCUACACCCAACCUACUCUAAGGUGACUUUCAUCAUCGCCAGCUAGGAUGUUGUGUGCAGGCAUAUAUAUUUCAGAGUGGCAAUAAAGGGCUUUGAGUUUAUGGCGGAUCAAUUUCUUGUCGCAAUCAAACAACAACAGAAUAGCUCAUCAAACUGUGGAAAAUUAAAACGUUUUCCAUGUUUAUGGGGAAAUGUUAUUGCCAUUGUGUUGCCUUUGGUUUACAUAUUACCAUCAGCAAUGUGAUGACGUCAAGUCCUAGCACACCUCCACAUGGCGUUGAUGGUAGUCUUGUCAAUAAUCGCACAAUGUGCAUUUCAUGUUUCUUCAGGCUGAUGUCGUGGGCAGGGUCAAGGUUUGCGGCCAAACAGACACGCAAUUAGAAGACUAACUGGCCCAUGCACCCGAUAAGACUUUUUAGCUUAGAUUAGUGCAUCCUCAGCGGACGAAAUUCUUUAGUAUUUUAAGUACUACAUUAUAAAGACUCUCUAAAGACUGUGUGCGCGUACUCAUAUCGAAUGAAAGGCUAGUAAUGCCAGAAGAACUGCCUGUAUCCAGGAAAGUGCUAUCAGAAUUAGAAUCAAUCAGAAUUAGUUCUGCUAACGCAUCCUAAAAGGGCCCAAGUCGUCUUAAGUCGGUGAGCAAUGCGCUGGUGCACUAAGACGCGCGAACGCGCGUCCUCCAGCUGAGCAGAUGUCCCACUUCAAGGACUACAAGUUCUUCCGGAGCCUCAGCACCCGAGCGGAGCGCUGGCCAAUGCGGAAGGCAGAGCAGUUCUGGCGGAAGCUGCGGGAGCGCAAGAUAGCAGAGAUUGAAGCUGCAGAGGCUUGCAAAUGGCUCAGAGCAGCUGGAUUCCCGCAGUAUGCGCAGAUGUACGAAGACCUGCAGUUUCCGGUGGAUGUCGCUGCCGUGGCCAAGGACCACCCGUUCCUGGAACAGGACUCGCUGCAGUCGCUCUUCAGGCGCUUGCACGCGCUCAACAGAACUGCAAACAUGAAGGUCGAUAUGCAGGGCCAGGGCGACGACUCGGACGAGGACGACCAGUGCGCUCUGAGCGAGAACUGGACGUUCCAGCCCGAGUCGCGGCGCUGGUCCCGGGUGUGCGACGUGAGCGCGGAGCACGCCGAGCGGCUGCAGGCCCUGUCGGUCCAGGCCGUGCAACAGCAGCAGGACGGCCGGGACGCGGACGGCGGCAGCGACGGCGGCGCACCGGAGACGCCACCGCAGGUGCAGAAGGUGCCGAAGCCGACGCAGCAGCUGCUGCAGGUGCCCGGCGCGCACCCCGAACCGCCGCCAUCCCCCGGAAGCUCCUCGCGCGUCGGCACCCUGGAGCCACUGGCCGUGGAGCCCGUCGAGGGCGGCGACGGCGACGUGGUGAUCUCGGCCGUCCGCUUUGGCAGCUUGCCCCUGGCGGGCAUCGGUGGCCACGGCCUGCCCACCGAGUCGGACCUGCUGGCCGUCCGCUUCCGCCGCUCCGGCUCCGAGAGGCUCCGGGACGGCGCCAAGGCGCUGCUGCGGCGCAUGGAGUCGCUCAAGACGCGGCGGCGCAAGCGGCAGCACCGCGAGGGGGUCGUCAUCGGCAGCCCGCAGGUCCUGGACGUGGCCACCAUGCAGCAGCGCAUGCGCGACCUCAACUGCGUCGACGUGUCCCCGACCGAACAGACGUCGCCGUCGCCGUUCCCUCCGCCGUCGUCGCCGGGGGGCAGGGGGACGCCGUCGCCGUCCCCUGACCACGGCAGCGCCACUAGCGGCAGCGGUGGAUCACAGGGGUCGCUGACGCGGCCUUCUCGCUUUACUCGCGCUACCCGCCGGCUGCUCAGCCGCGACAACACCGAUCCCGGUACCGCGUCGCUGUCCGACUCGGAGUGCCAGCCGACGGCGGCGGCCAGCUGGCGACAAUGCUACCUCAAGGAUGCAAACAGCAACAACACCAAGGUGCUGGACGUGCUGGUGGCCGGGACUGCCGGAGCCGCCUGCACCACGGCGACGGCUCCAGAUGCGGGGGCCGCCGAGGAGGCCACCACCAGGAAGAGGACGGCGAGUGAGCGCGGCAGCCAGAGCCUCCUCGGCUCGCGGCCGCAAGGAUCUCACACCAGGACUGCCAGCUUGAGGGACAGGGAGGGCCAGCGCUACAAGGUGCAGCCGGGCUUCCGAAGAGGAAUCUCGGUGGAGAGCGGACACACGGUUCACCCGACGCCCCCCUCUUCCCUCGUGCCCCCAUCCCCAGCAAGGACCAGCAUCGUCCCCAGCACCCCUCUCGGUUCCGCGCCUCUCCUGGACGAGGUCAUGAGAGUCAGCACUUACGACAACGUCCCUCCAGCCUCGUCGUCUUCUCCAGGAUGCUCGCCCACGUCCCCAAGCCAUGCAGCACAGGCUCAGCAGGCCCUGCAGCACACCAACCUGCACGCUCACAGCCGGCUCUCGUACAGCGCUUGCCCCACCCCGGACCGUUCUCCUCAAGAUAUUUGGAUGGCCACCUCAGAACUGUCAGCUAGUCAUGAUUCCAAUAGCACUUUGGCGUCUCAACCAGACAGCGAGAGGGAAGACAGUGAGGGUAAUACGACAAAACACAGAGGUACUGUGGUUCGUUGGCAUAGCUUUCAACGAGGUUCGUCUGGAAGACCAGACUCUUUGGGUCCUAUUGGUCCUUCCCCUGGCCGAGUUUCAGUCAGUGCUCUAUCAUGUGGCCAGCUCUUGGUACUUAGGAAGUUAGCUCUUCUAAGGCUUACAGCUUGCAUGGAAAGGUACUGCCCUACCCAUCGUACUGGCUGGAAUUGGGAACUACCAAAGUUCAUCCGUAAAAUCAAAGCACCAGAUUACAAAGAUAAAACUGUUUUUGGUGUACCACUUCUCCUAUCACUGCAAAGAUGUGGACAAGCCUUGCCACCAGCAAUCCAAAAAGCUUUAAGAUGGCUCAGAGCAAAUGCUCUUGAUCAAGUAGGACUGUUCCGCAAGUCGGGAGUUAGAUCAAGAAUUCAACGCUUGAAGACUGCUGUAGAAACCCAGGGAGAAGCUGUUUUGUAUGAUGGCCAACAAGCAUAUGAUGUUGCUGACAUGGUCAAGCAAUUUUUCCGUGAACUUCCUGAAGCUCUUCUCACUAACAAAUUGUCUGAAACCUUCAUUUCUAUUUUUCAACAUGUACCUCAAGGGCAGAGAGCAGAAGCAGUCAGCUGUGUUCUCUUGCUCUUGCCAGAUGAGCACAGAGAGGCCUUGCGUGCUCUUCUGGAAUUCCUCGCAGCAGUUACAACAAGGGCUGAUGUUAAUCAAAUGUCGGCCAGCAACUUAGCCGUUUGUCUGGCACCCUCCUUACUCAGACUACAUCACCACUCACCUACAUCCUCAUCUCCAUCAUCACCCGCUGGCCGGUCAACCUCAGCCAGUCCUCGCAGAAGAAACAAAAGCAUUGGAGCUCCUGAUCCAAGGGAAUUGAGUGAAAAUCGUGCUGCACAUGACUGUGUUCUUCACCUUAUCCGCUGUCAUAGAGAUCUUUUCUCUAUAACCGAAGAAACUUUGGUGCAAUGUCACUUCACGUAUAUGGAAGAGAGUGUGCCUGUGGCCCUUGAGGAGCUUGGUUCAGAGCUGAAUCAAGAUUGGAGAGGAUACUUGUAUGCAUGUGUGAAUGCUCUGCUUAGGGAAGCUCGGGAUCGAAGCCGCGGUUGGGUAACUGUCAGUGGUGGGCCAGAGCCAUCCGUUGAUGUUGCAUACCGCAAAGUGGGUGAUGGGCAUCCUUUAAGGUUGUGGCGUGUGUCAACUGAGGUGGAAGCACCUCCCGGCGAACUUCUCCAAAGAGUUUUACGGGAGCGUCAUUCAUGGGACCAGUCUCUCUUGAAGUGGCGAGUGGUGGCUCGACUCUCUGAACAGACUGAGGUGUUUCAGUAUGUGUGUGCUGAUAUGCCACCCUUGCCAAACAGAGACUACUGUGUUGUAAGAUCCUGGCGAUCAGAUUUACCCAAAGGAGCCUGUGUGGUUGUUGAGACAUCAGUGGAACAUUCAAAUGCCCCUCUUCUUCCUGGUGGUGUGCGUGGAAUUGUGCUAGCCAGCAGAUAUUUAAUUGAGCCGUGUGGAUCAGGAAAAUCAAGAAUCAUGCAUUUAUCAAGAGUGGAUACCAAGGGGCGGACUCCAGAGUGGUACAACAAGAGUUAUGGACAUUUAUGUGCCCAACAUCUUGCAAGAAUAAGGGCAUCUUUUCGACACAAUGCAGAAGGACCCGAAAGUAAGGUCUGACUGUUAGCCCCGGCCUUGCAGGCAUCUUCUCAAUCAUGGGACCGCUUACAAGGCCACUCUCCCACUCAGUCACCUGCUCGCACUCUUACCCGCCUCCAGAGCCAUUCCUCAAGUCGCUCUGAUCUACUGCAGGUUGAUGAAGAGAGUAGUGAUGUUUCUGAUUAAGACUCAUCAGAUAAUUUUCACCAUUUACAAAAGUUGAACUUGAACAGUUUCAGAAGCAUUUUUUACGGAGUUGUUCUUCAAAUAUGGUGAUUGUUAGAAAACCACUUCUAAUUCUGUGAUGUAUUAUUUCAAAACUUGUUCGUUAAAAUUAAAAAAAUAUUUCAGUAUGAGAAGUUUUGUCAUCAUGCAGUUAAAGCUUAGAGCUUAGGGCACUUAGGCUGCCCAAAAUACAUAUGUACAAAUUGUAGAUAUCAUUAAGAAAAGAUUGUUUUAAUACUAAUGAUAUGUGUACAAACCUUAACACCUGUUGUAGCUAAGAAUGUACAUCAACCAAAUGAUGUUAUUAAAGUCACAAUUGAAUCCAAGUAGUACAGUUUAGAUAAGUAUAAGUCCACUUUACACUGUAAUGAUUUUCUUAAGGAUCAGUUUCUGCUUUUCUCCAUGUGAUUUUAGCUUAAUGUUUAAGUUUAUAAUUGUUGUGUAUUUCUAAAGUUUAUGAAAUGUAUUCAUUGCGGAUAAGUAUGUGAAUAUGAGUGAAAUUAUGUUACAUAUGAUGCAAGCUAGAAGUACUUACUAUGUGGAUGUUUAGUUUUAAUUAUAACUGAUGAAGAUGCCACUUCUUCCUUUUCUUAAGAUGCAAAGGGUUUGUUAAUAUCAGAUUUGUAUAUUGCCUUUACCAAAAUCAGUUGUGAAGUUUUUAAUGUGGAACCUGUCAAGUUUUUUGUGUGUUUUUUUUUCCAUUUUUUUUUUCUUUCUUAAGUUGAUGUAUGAAAUACCUAUUUGUGUUUGGUGUGAAUGGACUUCCUGUAGGAGAGGUAUCUAUCAGUAAGCUAGUCAGAAAGUGCAGUGUAUGAAUAAAUGUUUUCUAAUGGUUGGUUUGUUGUUUUCUUUUUAAGUAACUCAGGGAUGUGAAGGUCAGAAAUUGAAUAUUGAAUGUGUGUGAGUGAGUUGAGUGGGACCAUGUAAGGUUUAGACAUAAAAGAAUAUUAACUUCCCUUUAUAGAGGUGUGAAUUAAAUUUAACGUCGGAUUCAUGUCCAAUUACCAUAUGGUUGAAUGGGAGCCAUGGUUUCAUGUGUCAUAGUUACAGCUCUUGUGUUCCGAGACCUCAUCAUUCCUUUCUGUUUGUAACCAUAAAAACAAGAAUAUUAGUUUCAAAAUCUCUGUAUUUUCAAACAAUGUCUUUAUUUGAGAUAUGUUUUAAAGCCUGGAACCCAAUGAUCCUAAGUGUGAGCCUUCAGCUUAUACAUAUCAUUGCUCUUAUAUAUAUUUUUCUUAAUUGCAUUAAAGAACAAUAUUUUGUAUCAAAGGAA